CUUGUGUUGGUUAUUGGAACAUUUUUAUAUCUCCAUCUAUUUUCAGAAAUAGGUACUUUUGAGUGCUGGCGUUUUCACUGCAAAACCAGUGAUGAUAGUCUUUUAGCUAGGUUGCAAUUGUAAAUUAAUCGUUAGACAAAGCGGAAAAAGUCGCAGAAGUAUAUAUUUAUUCAUGUAAAAGUGCAAUACAUCAAAAUAAUCUCGUGUGUAGCGGAAAAAUGCAUCUAGUUUCACUGUGUGUGUCGAAACGGAUGGUGAGCGAUGGCGAGAAUACGGUGAUAGAUUUUUGGUGUUGAAAAUUUGCCCUGUGUCAUUGUCGAUUUAGUUUUCAAUAACGUCUGAGAAAGACAAAAACUGUUUUGUUUCGACUUUUGUGUAUUACUACAUUGAAAAAUCAUCUAUUUUGAAGAAUAUUGUCGAGAAAUUAAAUUGUCAUCGACUGACCGGCUGAUAUUACACGAGGCUUGUAUGUAUAUGUUACUUCUGCCUACUGGUAUUCGUGACACGCCUCAGAAAAUAAAACUGAUUUUGUGAAUGGAAUUGUUCUUUAUUAUUAUUGUGUCAUUUUGGUGAUAAAGACGUUUUAAAAUUACGUAACUGUUGUGGAAUCUUGAAGUGUAUAAAGAAUGGCCUGAGUGUGAGCACUCUAUUGCCGUCAUGUGUGACGAAGGAAUGUUUGUUUAGGCUGUAGUAUUUUGUUGCGACUGUACUAGGAGUGCGCGUUCGUCUCGUCAAUUGGACCGGAUCAUGACACUAUCCGAAUCAAAACAAUCAUCGCAUUGAUCGCACUCGAUAUUGUCAUUUGGGACACUUUUAUAUAAGCAAAAUGUCUUCGGGAACGUUUGUGGAUAGAAUUGAUCCGUUCGCCAAGCGUUCGUUAAAGAAAAAAACCAAGAAAUCGCAAGGUUCCUCCCGCUACCGCAACACGCAGGACGUGGAACUUCAGGCGCUGCCGCUUCUCAAAGAUGUUCCAAAUAGUGAGCAAGAGGAGCUGUUUAUUCGUAAACUGCGGCAAUGCUGUGUGGCAUUUGACUUCAUGGAUCCUGUUGCUGAUCUCAAGGGCAAGGAGAUAAAACGUGCCACACUCAAUGAGCUUGUAGAGUACAUUACUGGUGGCCGUGGAGUGCUCACCGAGCCCGUCUAUCCGGAGAUUAUUAAAAUGAUAUCGGCCAACCUGUUCCGCACUCUGCCGCCGAGUGAAAAUCCCGACUUCGACCCUGAAGAGGACGAUCCGACUCUGGAGGCGUCGUGGCCGCAUCUCCAGCUCGUCUACGAGUUCUUCCUGCGCUUCCUCGAGUCGACCGACUUUCAGCCCACCAUCGGCAAGAAGGUUAUUGACCAGAAAUUUGUUUUGCAGCUUUUAGAUUUAUUCGACUCCGAGGAUCCUCGUGAGCGCGACUUUCUGAAAACUGUCCUCCAUCGCAUUUACGGCAAGUUUUUGGGACUGCGAGCCUUCAUACGGAAACAAAUCAAUAAUAUUUUCCUACGAUUUGUAUAUGAAACUGAACAUUUCAACGGCGUCGGAGAGCUCUUAGAAAUAUUGGGAAGCAUAAUCAACGGGUUCGCCCUGCCGCUGAAGAGCGAGCACAAGCAGUUCCUGGUGAAGGUGCUGCUGCCGCUGCACAAGGUGAAGUGCCUGUCGCUGUACCACGCACAGCUGGCCUACUGCGUGGUGCAGUUCCUGGAGAAGGACGCUACGCUCACUGAGCCCGUCGUGCGCGGACUGCUCAAGUUCUGGCCCAAGACCUGCUCCCAGAAAGAGGUUAUGUUCUUGGGAGAAAUAGAAGAGGUAUUGGAUGUGAUUGAGCCAGCUCAGUUUGCCAAAAUACAAGAGCCAUUAUUUAGACAAAUUGCAAAAUGCGUUUCCAGUCCACAUUUUCAGGUGGCAGAGCGGGCUCUGUACUUCUGGAACAACGAGUACAUUCUGUCGCUGAUGGAGGAGAACAACCAGGUGAUAAUGCCGAUCAUGUUCCCGGCGCUGUACCGCAUCAGCAAGGAGCACUGGAACCAGACGAUCGUGGCGCUCGUCUACAAUGUGCUCAAGACCUUCAUGGAGAUGAACUCCAAGCUGUUUGACGAGCUCACGGCUAGCUACAAAGCUGAACGGCAAAAAGAGAAGAAGCGCGAGAAGGAGCGCGACGAGCUGUGGAAGAAGCUGGGCGAGCUGGAGAUCAGCAGCAAGCGGCAGGCGACGAGCGCGGGGGGCGCGACGGGCGCGGUGGGUGCGGGGGGCGCGACCGCCAAGUGAUGCCGCGGGCCGGCCCGCCCCGCGCCCCGCGCCGCGCCGCGCGACACAACGCCCCCCACACUUUACGGUUACACGAUCCAUUCGUAUUGUCUAUUCAAUUACAAUUUUUGUUAACGACGUGAUUAAUUUUUUUACACCAUUCGAUUAUUCGUUCGUUCGGGUAUUGGGUUGCCACCCGACAAUGUAUUUGCAUUUUUGUGCAUAUGAAGUAAAAAAGAUUCUGUACUAGUUGGAAUUUUUUUUGAUGGGAAUUUAUAAUAGGGAUGAUCGAAAUCGACGCUCGUCGAAUGCAAACUAUUAACGUUGGUCGACAUCAGUGUUCUUGUACAUAUUGCUAGAUUUAAAUAAAACCACUAAACUCUAAAAAAAUGGUAUUCGAAUAAUCUGUUUUAUUAUAGUUAUUGUUGCUUUGGUUAGUGGCGUCGAUAGCGAUGCGGUCCCCGACGACGUUACCGCGCCGUUACCGCGACGUUCCCGCGACGUGGACGCUUCUCGUUCAACAUCGACGGUCAUCCUUAAUCUAUAAGAAAGCAAUAAAUAGUACCGAUGCUGGCGAGUCGCCGACGUCAGUGCAGGGCGUAACGUGGCCGGUUAUAUUUAUUCUAAACAUUAUAGUAUUGAGAGAAAUAUAUUAAAGAUGAUGCUAUAUUUUUAAUUUUAUACCCUUCUUUAUACUAGAUAUUUAUGUGGUACGGUAGGAUGGAGGGAUACAGAUCGAUGUAAAAUUUUCUCGCUAUUGAUAAUUUAGGGUUAAAAUUGUUAGGGAAAUUAAUGAUAGACUUGCAUUUUGUGUCGCCUUUUCCGACGUGUCCACCUCACGAGGGAAACAUUUAGGUUGCUGAAGGGUGGCAACCCUCGUCUGUUGUCCGUCGGUCGGUUCGCCAGCGAGCCCUCCGCUCUCCGCCCUCCGCCCUCCGCCCUCCGCCCUCCGCUAUGCGACAAGUUCCCGCCCCGAGAGCACUGUCAUCACUGUACUAGAGUUAGCAGGCCAGCGUACUACCGAUGUGCAGAAUACACGACACACCACAAACAUGUACAACUAUACAUUGAGUUAAUAUAAGAUGGUCGAUUCUGGUUAACAAUAUUUUAGAUUAACCACUAUCAUAUUCUAAUUCAAUUUAUCAAUCAGAAAUAUCACAUACAUUUUGUAAGUUAUAUUUUUUAAAAUUCUAUUGAAACCUAUGCUUAUGCAUGUUUGCAAGUUAUUCCACCUUCGUUAUGAAUGUGUCAUAUUCUUACAUCGUUGGUACGUGAGCAUAUUAUUUUAGAUAUUUUCCAACAUUGUUAAAAUUGUUUAAAUAAGUUGAAAAAGUUGUAUGUAAUUAUAAUUAACGUAUGUUCGUAUGUAUUGCAUGCUGAAACACCGAUAUUUGUAAUAAUCGGGCACCCAGCUUUCGUCGGAAUAUAAUUGUACAAAAAAAAACAAAGAUAGGUAAAUUACAAUAUACGAUAUGUUAGUGCGAGGUCCCGGUUGAGGCAGGGGUCCGUUCCGGGGCCCGGGUAGAUUGUUCUAUGUGAAAUUUUCAUUUAUAAAUUAGAUGCUGAAAUAAAAAACUGUAAUUCGGUCGUACUAUCAACAUUCUGUAUAGUGACAUAGUGUAAAUAGGCAUUUAUUUAUUAUAAAUUAAUAGCGGGCGAUUAUUUUGAUACACGGGUGCGACAGUGCGCGGGCGCGGCGGGAGGGGCUGGAGGGGCGCGAGCGAUAUAACAGCCGCGCGGCUCACUCGGCUCAUACGGCCCACACGGCUCGGUGGUAACGUUCAUUCGAUCACAUUGGAGUAGAACAAUGCUAAAGGUAGUUAUAAUAAUUUGUAAGGGAAUAGUCAUUAAUUUGUAUGAUAUUACUGUAGCCAUUAAUUUUCUAUGAUCACCGGCGGAGCGUCGCCGAGCGCCGCCGUCGGCGCCGCCGCGAUGUAUGUAUGUACACUAUGGAGAUGUUUGUUAUGUAUAAUGUAUUAACUUGCAAAAAUUAAAUAUAUGAUCUUAUAAAUAAAUUACUAUUAUAGAACACAGUAUGGAAAUAAAAAAGUUGAUUCACAUUAAUUGUUUGUGUGUAAGAGUAGGCGCCCCGCGACGGCCUCGCUCGCCCCGUCCCGCGCUGUCCGGCGCUGUCCCCGCGCUGUCCCCGCCAUAUUCUAGCUGCGCAUUCGAAAUACACGACAACUUUAACAUUCAUUUAGUUUUUCAUUUCCUCUCGUGGCCCAGAACCGAUCGCCAUCGAAAUCUUCCACGCUUAGGUAGUACUAAUAUUUACGAUUAUAUAUUUUAUUUUACUAAAAGGAUGUUAACCUUUUAAUUUGUAUUACUAAUAUGUUGUAACGUGUCUGUACUUUGAUAGAAGGGAUUCAGCUGAAAUUUUGAUAACACUUGUAACACGAAUCUGUAUAAAACAAUAAAAAAACCAAAUGCAUGUUUAUGAGUAA
Papilio polytes (common Mormon) is the source of this 4671-nucleotide messenger RNA. It is a transcript of the gene wdb, whose product is annotated as serine/threonine-protein phosphatase 2A 56 kDa regulatory subunit epsilon isoform. The transcript has 8 exons. Gene Ontology annotation, molecular function: protein phosphatase activator activity. The record is from RefSeq and is a predicted model, not a curated record. Bases 827 to 2248 code for a protein of 473 amino acids. Lineage: Eukaryota; Metazoa; Arthropoda; Insecta; Lepidoptera; Papilionidae. Gene Ontology annotation, biological process: protein dephosphorylation; signal transduction. Gene Ontology annotation, cellular component: nucleus; protein phosphatase type 2A complex; cytosol.